AUGUAUUACAAAUCUCCUGGUCCGGAUGGUUUUACAGCUGAAUUUUACAACAAGUGUUGGAGUACAAUUAAAGUGGACUUCAUGAAUAUGUUGAAUGACUUCCGCAAAUAUGGUUCUCUGGAUUGGAGACUGAAUGUAUCCUUUAUCACUCUUAUUCCUAAGAAAGAAGAUACUUGUACUCCUGAAGACUUUAGGCCUCUAAGUCUUAUUAGUAGUGCUUAUAAGAUUCUUUCAAAGAUUGAAGCAGAAAAAUCCAGGAAUAUAUUCUCUGUAAGAUUGAUAUGGACAAAGCCUUUGAUAAUGUCAACUGCCAUUCUCUAUUCUUUCAAUCCAACAAAAGGGCUUAGACAAGGUGAUCCUCUUUCACUGUAUCUCUUUCUAUUGGUUGUAGAAAUUUUGUCUAAGCUAAUGAAUGAAGCAGUUCAGAAAGGUCAAAUUUAUGGAUUCCAAGUUGCAGAUGAAGGUACCGUCAUUUUUCACUUGCAAUUUGCAUAUGAUACUCUCAUCUUCAUUGAUGCUAAUGUGGAGGAAGUUCAGAGAUUAUUCAUUAUUCUUUCUAUGUUUGAAGUUCUAACUGGAAUUAAGCUUAAUUUGGAGAAAAGCACAAUGGUGAGUGUAGGCGCAGAUGAUGUCAUUGAUCUUAUGGAUAAGGAUUCAGGGUGUAAAACAGAAUCUUUGCCUAUCAAAUAUCUAGGAUGCCAGUUGAGGCCUUCUUUAGAAACUGUUCAGUUUGGGAUUCAGUUGUGGAUAGAGUGA
This is a messenger RNA of Papaver somniferum (opium poppy), 756 nucleotides long. RefSeq lists its product as uncharacterized. Bases 1 to 756 code for a protein of 251 amino acids. The transcript has 4 exons. The record is from RefSeq and is a predicted model, not a curated record. NCBI's taxonomy places the organism in Eukaryota, Viridiplantae, Streptophyta, Magnoliopsida, Ranunculales, Papaveraceae.